Molecule: messenger RNA, 1844 nt
Organism: Notothenia coriiceps (black rockcod)
Lineage: Eukaryota; Metazoa; Chordata; Actinopteri; Perciformes; Nototheniidae
Gene: emp1a
Product: epithelial membrane protein 1
Exons: 5
Coding region: 147-623 (158 amino acids)
Cellular component (GO): plasma membrane
Source: RefSeq, a predicted model, not a curated record
GCUUGGUCCGAGGAAAGAGAGGGAAUGGAGAGUGAAAACAGGGUGAUGUGUGUACUGUGAAUUCAAAACUGGGUGGGUCUACACUGUUUCACAUUUCCCAAAAACUCCCAGCGCGUUAAAGUACUUACAGUUUUCAGAAGGCCACGAUGUUGAUGCUAGCAGGAAUCGUUCUUCUGCACAUUACCACUAUCAUCCUGCUGCUGGUGGCCGCCAUUGAUAAUGCCUGGUGGGUCACAAACACAGUGUCGGCUGACUUGUGGGGCAGGUGGGAGUUGGCAAACUCCGCAUGGCAUUACACCAACCUGAAAGACUAUCCAGAGGAGUAUCUCCAGGCGGUGCAGGCCACCACAGUGCUGGCCUGUAUCUUUGCCAUCCUGGCCUUGUUUGUGUUCGUAGCUCAGCUAUUCACCCUGCCCAAAGGCCAGAGGUUUACCUUCUCUGGCAUUUUACAGCUAAUCUCCUGCCUGUGUAUAAUGAUAGCAGCCUCAAUCUACACGGCCGAGCUUCACCCCAACGAGACGGAGGGGGGGUUCGGACACUCAUACGUCCUGGCCUGGAUCUCUUUUGUCCUCACUUUUAUCUUAGCCAUCACCUACCUCAUCCUGCGGAAGAAGAGCGAGUAAGAGGAUGAAAGGAAGGAGGGCAGGCCAGAGAUCCUGUUCUCAGUUUGAGUUUGGGAAAUGAAAGAAAAUGAUUUAUUUAAAAAAAUUGGAGGAAAAAACGUAAGAUCUUUGAUCUACAUCUGCAGCUAAGAAAAUAGGAGGGAAGGGGGGGUUUAUGUCCAAUUGCUUACAAGAGCCAUUUGUUUAGAUUUUUUUUUUAAUGGAAAUAGAAGUCAUGCUUGCAUUACAUGAAGGGCUGAACUUGACGAUAUUACUUCACAGAUUUCUAUUUGAUGAAAGGGCAAUAUUUCACUGAGUAGAGCAGUGCGACACAAGGGAUGGUGCAACCUUUAAAAGUGCUUAUUUCAUAACAGUGUAACCAUAACAUAAUUCAUAAAUCAAUGUUCUUUUAUAAAGUAGUUACAUACACAUUUGGAGAACUGUCCAUGUUAGUAAUGUAAAAGAGUAGUUUGAACUCUGGAGAAAGAUGGUCUUUAUGCAGAGAGGAUGGAUGCCAUUCUGACUAAGAUAAAGAUUGGAAACAGUUAGCCAACUACCAAGUGUGAAAUGUACAAUUGUUGGUUUUAGGACUGAUAUCAACUUGACUGUUCGUUUGGUAAAGCGCUCAUCAAAAAAACAAGAAGCUAGACAGCGUUAGAGGUGCUGAUUUGUGGAUUUGGUUACCGUUUGACUAGUUUCCAUUUGCACACUUUUGCUAACAUACAGUAAUAAGACAGGUGUCAAAUAUUUUCAUCCAACUCUCUGCAAGAGAGGAAGAGAAUAGCUUAGCAGAGCACACACUAUUUGUUAAAGAAAGCAAAGGACCUUUUAAGAUUUAGCAGUAGAAAGUACUUAUCAUCCAGAGACUGAAAAGAUCCUGUAUCUGUGAAGGUAUGGCAGGUGGGAGAAGCUACAGGAUUCCUGUCUAACAAUCAGGAAAGACGAGCCUUAAUACACAGUACAAGUUUAAUCAUGUAUCCUUAUUUUACAACUGAUGAAGUAUAGUGUAUCUUUUUGUUUUAUGUACAUUGUAACCAUUAUAUUUUUGUAACAUUUUGUAUUGAGUGUUUUUGGUUGAUUUCGUGUCUGUGGUUGGCUGCUAUCAUAAGAAAGGUACAUGCAAUUUGUACAAGUCAACAAGGGAUGGAGGACAAUGGUGUUUCAUUUCACCAUAAUUCAAAACUAUGCAAUAGGUUUGUGUGUUUGUAAUUACAUUGGAAUUUAAGCCAUAUCAUUUAUUAA